Messenger RNA from Podarcis raffonei (Aeolian wall lizard), 9808 nucleotides. RefSeq names its product E3 SUMO-protein ligase RanBP2-like. The record is from RefSeq and is a predicted model, not a curated record. Gene Ontology annotation, cellular component: cytoplasm; nuclear pore; intracellular membrane-bounded organelle. The coding region runs from base 219 to 9569 and encodes 3116 amino acids. Gene Ontology annotation, biological process: NLS-bearing protein import into nucleus; protein peptidyl-prolyl isomerization; protein folding. Gene Ontology annotation, molecular function: peptidyl-prolyl cis-trans isomerase activity; GTPase activator activity; protein binding. NCBI's taxonomy places the organism in Eukaryota, Metazoa, Chordata, Lepidosauria, Squamata, Lacertidae. The transcript has 29 exons.
CCCCCCCCUCGCUAUUUCCGUCACGAGGCCGCCGACGCCACAGCGGCGGCUGUUCCCUCUGCGCGAGCCGGCGCGUCGGCUAGCACAUCAUUUCUCCUCGAGCGGCGUCGCCUCCUCGGACCGGCGCAGGCUUUGGGCUCCGCGCUCUCGUCCUCCCUCUUCGAGCCUGGGGAAGGAGCCUGAGGGGCCCGUUGGCGGGCCCUCCUUCGCCCGCCACCAUGUUGAGGCGCAGCAGGGCGGAAGUGGACCGUUAUGUCUCCUCGCUGCAGGCCUCGGCCUCUUCGCCCAGGGAGAAAUCCAUGAAAGGAUUCUUUUUUGCUAAGCUGUAUUAUGAAACAAAGGAAUAUGAAUUGGCUAAAAGGUACAUAUCUACAUAUCUCAGUGUCCAAGAAAGAGAUCCCAAGGCACACAAAUUCUUGGGACAACUCUAUGAAGCUGAAGAAAACAUAGAGAAAGCUGUAGGUUGUUAUAAGCGUUCAGUGGAGUUGAAUCCAACACAGAAAGACCUUGUAUUGAAGAUUGCAGAGCUGCUGUGCAGUAAUGAUAUUACCGAUGGAAGAGCAAAAUACUGGGUUGACAGAGCAGCCAAGCUUUUUCCUGGAAGCCCUUCAGUUUUUCGACUAAAGGAGAGUCUGGUGGAUUGCAAGAGUGAGACUGGGUGGAACCAGCUUCUUGAUUUGAUCCAGUCAGAAUUGUGUGCCAGACCUGAUGAUGUUUAUGUUAACAUUCGAUUAGUGAAGCUGUACUUAUCAAACAAAAACCUUGCAGCUGCUGUGGCACACUGUCAGGAAGCAGAGAAAAAAAUACCAUUGCAGUCAAGCUUGGAAUGGUGUUCGUGUGUUGUACUUACACUUAAGGAAUAUCUUGACUCUCCACAGGAGUUGGAAUCCAAUAAACCUAACGAGCAAAAGACUAGAUCCCGUCGGGAUCUUUUGUUGGCUUAUUCAAAUCUGGUCGUAAUGACACUUUCGAACAGAGGUGUAGAAGAAAGCAGAGAAUCCCUUCAAAGCUUUGAUCAUGCACUCCAUUCAGUGAAACCUCAUGCAGCUGGAGGUGAUGAACUUUCUGUAACUUUCCUGGAAAUGAAAGGCCACUUCUACAUGCAUGCUGGAACUCUGCUGUUGAAAAUGGCCCAGGAAAGUGAAAUGCAGUGGAGAGCUGUUUCGGAAUUGGCAGCUUUAUGUUACCUUCUAGCUUUUCAGGUUCCUAGACCAAAGUCAAAACUAAUAAAAGGCGAUCAAGCUGAACAAGAGAAGUUGGAAAUGUUAGCCUGUGAUCGACAGAGCCAGUCUGGACAUAUGCUGCUAAACCUAAGCCGUAGGAAGCAGGAUUUUUUCAAGGAGAUUGUUGAAUCAUUUGCAAACAAGAGUGGACAGUCUGCCUUAAUUGAUGCACUAUUUGGGAGUGGUUCUUCUACAGAGAAUUCCUUUCUUGGCACAGAUGAUAUCAGAAAUGUUGGUGUGCAAGUACCAGAAUAUGGAGAACUAGCUAGAUACGAUAUUGGUGCCAUUAGAGCCCACAAUGGUAGUCUCCAACACCUCAUAUGGCUUGGUCUGCGGUGGAAAUCCAUAUCACCCCUGCAAACCUUUCGCAAAUGGUUGAAGCAACUUUUCCACUUGCCUCAGGAAACAUCCAGACUUGAGACCAAUGCUCCUGAAUCGAUUUGCAUGUUGGACCUUGAAGUAUUUCUGCUUGGGGUGAUAUUUACCUGUCAUUUGCAAUUGGAAGAGAAAUUUAAUACCAAGUACACUGUGCACCAGCCUCAAUUCUUACCACUACCAGUAUGCAAGCAACUUUGCACCGAGAGGCAGAGGGCCUGGUGGGAUGCUGUUUAUGCUCUUGUUCACAAACAGACUGUGUCCGGGACAGCAGCAAAAGUGAGGCUUCUAGUCCAACAUGAAAUAAGCAUCCUCAGAGCCUUAGGUAAACAUGGUCUUCAGCCAGCUCUGAUCGUGCACUGGGCAAAAAGUCUCCUUAAAACAGGUUGCAGUCUUAAUUCUUUCUAUGACCAAAGAGAGUACAUUGGACGAAGUGUUUAUUACUGGAAGAAAGUUUUGCCAAUGCUUGAGACAAUCAAGAAGAAGAGAAGUAUUCCUGAACCAAUUAACCCAUUGUUCAAUCACUUUCAUAGUGAAGAUAUUCAGGUUUCCCAGGUUGGUGUAUAUCAAGAAGAGGCACACAUAGCUUUUGCUAUUUUGGAUUCUGUGGAUGGAAAAACAGACGAUGCUAUGCAAGCAUUUGAAGCUAUUAAAAAUGUUGUCUCAUAUUGGAAUCUUGCUCUAAUUUUCCAGAGGAAAGCUGAAGAGAUAGAGAAUGAUGGUCUGUCAUUAGAAGAGCAAGAAGAAUACAGAAAUCUUCUGAAAAAGAGUAGAGACUACCUCAUAAAAAUUAUAGAUGAAAGCAGCAGCGAUACUUCAGUCACUGAAAAGUUACCUGUAUCCAUAGAGACAGUUAAGGAGAUGCUGGAAAGUAUAAUUCAAGAACUUGGAAUCAAUGGUGAAGAAAGGAGUCUUAUCCUAAACAAUGAUUUGAGCCAACCAGUGGAGACGGAAAUUAAACAUUCUACCCCAUCGCCCACAAAAUUCUCUCUGUCUCCAAGUAAAAGCUACAAGUUCUCGCCCAAAACUCCUCCUCGCUGGGCAGAGGAUCAAAAAUCACUACUUAAGAUGAUCUGUCAGCAAGUAGAAUCCAUAAAGAAUGAGAUGCAAGAGAUGAAACUUAACAAUUCUAAUACAACCAUGUCUCAGCGGUGGCCUGCCGAAAGCUAUGCAGCAGAUACCAUGCCAGAUGGCUAUCAAGGCACACAGAGCUUUCAUGGAGCACCGUUAACUGUUGCUACAACAGGUCCAUCUGUCUACUACAACCCAUCACCAGCUUACAAUUCUCAAUAUCUCCUACGGACAGCAGCCACGAACGUGACCCCCACAAAGGCUCCUGUCUAUGCCAUGAACAGGCUUACUCCUCAGCAGCACAUAUAUACAUAUCAACAGCCAAUGCAUACUCCUCCACUGCAGAACACUUCUGCUUGCAUGUUUUCACAAGAAAUGUAUGGUACUCCCCUGCAUUUUGAUUCUCCAGCAACCGGAAUGUUGUCUCCUCGUGGCAAUGAGGACUACUACAACUACAGCGUUCCACCAACAACUACAAAUCCGCCACUUCCCGAGCCAGGCUAUUUUACAAAACCUUCUGCAGCACCCCCGGUCUCCCGGUCUGCCGAGUCAAAAGUGAUAGAAUUUGGGAAGCCUACCUUUGGGCAGCCUGUACCACCAGCAGAGGGAGCAAAACCUUCCUUGAUAACUUCUGCUCAGUCGACACAGCCAACCACUUUCAAAUUUAAUUCCAAUUUCAAAUCCAACGAUGGAGAUUUUACUUUUUCAUCACCUCAGGUUGCAGCACAGCCACAUAGUACCCCCUAUAGCAACAGCGACAGUCUUUUGGGCCUUCUGACAUCCGACAAGCCUAUCAAAGAGGACCGAUACACUGGACAAAAGCCGCUUACUGAAUAUCCCACUGGACAGCGAAACAUCUUCAGUUUUGGUGGCAAGAAUGCAUCAGGCAUUGCAUUUACGGAUAAAAUAGUACAAAAUCAACCCAGGCCCUCUGGUUUUAGUAAGGGUGAUGCGUUCAGCUUUCAGGAUCCUAGCAAGCCUGUAUUUGGUACUCCACAUUCAGAUGUAGCAAACAGAAGUCACGAAACAGAUGGAGGAAGUGUCCAUGGUGGUGGUGAAGAAGAAGAUGAUGGCCCUCAUUUCGAACCUGUUGUGCCACUACCUGACAAAAUUGAAGUAAAAACAGGUGAAGAAGAUGAAGAGGAGAUGUUUUGCAAUAGAGCAAAACUUUUCCGCUUUGAUGCUGAACACAAAGAAUGGAAAGAGAGAGGUGUUGGUAAUGUGAAAAUUCUGAGGCAUAAAAUAACUGGCAAAAUCAGACUACUUAUGAGACGGGAGCAAGUGCUGAAAAUUUGUGCAAAUCACUAUAUAAAUCCUGAUAUGACUCUGAACCCAAAUGCUGGAUCAGACAAAUCUUUUGUGUGGCAUGCCUUGGACUAUGCAGAUGAAUCGGCAAAACCUGAGCAACUUGCAAUCAGGUUUAAAACUCCAGAGGAAGCGAAGCUUUUCAAGCGGAAAUUUGAAGAGGCACAAAAUAUUUUGAGAGUAUCUGGAUCAAGUGAUAGUCAGCAGGCUUCUCAGGGUAUUGUGUCAUCAAGAGAAGCUACUGCUCAAGAUGCAAAAGAUUCUGGUAAAUCUGACUCAGGACUCAUGAGCUCUGGAUUUAACUUCAAGAGUGGGACGUCAUCUGUCAGUGGUAGCUAUCAGGUUCCUGUUCCCAAUGUGAGCAGUUCAGCUAAAAACACUAAUGCCAAAAGUACUUUUACAAUUGCAUCCAGUGCAGCUACACCUGCAUCCUUCUCUUUUGCUAAAGAAGGGUUGGGAGGAAAUGCUACAUACGGAUUUGGUGAACAGUUCAUGUUAAAGAACGAUCAGUGGGAAUGCAACACAUGCCUCGUUCGAAAUAAAAUAACUGCACAGAGUUGUGUAGCAUGCCAGACUCCAAAUCCAGCUAAUCGGGAAGCGCAGGCUGUGCUUCCUCCGACAGAAUCGACUGUACCUUUCAAACCCAACACUGAAGGUGCACACUCUACAUUUGGACCAAUUCCUCCAAAAAAGGAAAACCAGUGGGAAUGCAGGACCUGUCUUGUGAGAAAUGAAACCAGCGCAUCGCAUUGUAUUAGCUGCAAGAAUCCCAGCGGUACAAAUUUACCAGUGUUUGGUUCCCAAACCACAUUCAAAUUUGGUCAUGCAGAGGCUCCAAAAGUGCCCCAAAGUGGUUUUGGGGCUGCUUUUCAGAAAAAGGAGGGCCAGUGGGAUUGCAGCAUAUGCUUAGUAAGAAAUGAAGGCUCCUCACGAACUUGUGCUGCUUGUCAGGCUGCAAACCCAUCUAGCGAUUCCCAAACCACAUUCAAAUUUGGUCAUGCAGAGGCUCCAAAAGUGCCCCAAAGUGGUUUUGGGGCUGCUUUUCAGAAAAAGGAGGGCCAGUGGGAUUGCAGCAUAUGCUUAGUAAGAAAUGAAGGCUCCUCACAAACUUGUGCUGCUUGUCAGGCUGCAAACCCAUCUAGCGAUUCCCAAACCACAUUCAAAUUUGGUCAUGCAGAGGCUCCAAAAGUGCCCCAAAGUGGUUUUGGGGCUGCUUUUCAGAAAAAGGAGGGCCAGUGGGAUUGCAGCAUGUGCUUAGUAAGAAAUGAAGGCUCCUCACAAACUUGUGCUGCUUGUCAGGCUGCAAACCCAUCUAGCAAUGCUCCAGCUUUACCAGCUAGUGAUGCUCAACUGCCUGUGUUUGGCUUCAAAAGCAAGUUAUCCGAACCCACCGGAGGACCACAGGGGACGGGUUUUAAAUGUGACAUAACAGAGAAGGGUUUUAAAUUUGGCCUUUCUACAGAUCAAGGGAAGUCGUCUUCCUUCACAUUUCAGGUUCCUGCUAGCAGUGAAACUAAGCCUAUGAAAGGAGGGUUUAAUUUUUCAAUGCCGGUACCUCCAGGUGAAUUUAAAUUUGGUAUACAAGAGCCUAGCAAAGAUGUUGCAAACGACCAACAGAAUAAAGAAGGUGGUACUGAUGAAAAAGAGGAGGUGUCGGAGGAAGAAACUGCAAUGAAAUCUCAUGAUAGAUCUAGCAAACAAAGCGGUGAUUUGGUGUUUGGUCAACACAGCAGCACAUUCACUUUUGCUGACCUUGCAAAAACAACCGCAGGUGAAGGAUUUCAGUUUGGUCGGAAAGAUCCAAAUUUCAAGGGCUUUACAGGUGCAGGUGAAAAGCUGUUUUCUUCUCAGGCUGCUAAAUCUUCAUUCAAAGGAAAUACUUCUGCUGAUCUUGAGAAGGAAGAUGAGUCAUAUAAAACAGAAGACAACGAUGAUAUUCAUUUUGACCCUGUUGUCCAGAUGCCCGAGAAAGUCGAACUGGUGACUGGCGAAGAAGAUGAUACAGUGUUGUAUUCCCAAAGAGUAAAACUGUUCAGGUUUGAUGCAGAAACAAGCCAGUGGAAAGAACGUGGUGUGGGCAACUUGAAAAUCCUUAAGAAUGAAGUUAAUGGCAAGCCACGAAUCAUCAUGCGACGUGAGCAGGUAUUUAAGGUUUGUGCAAACCACUGGAUCACAACUACCAUGAACUUGAAGCCCCUCUCUGGCUCGGACAAAGCAUGGAUGUGGUUAGCCAACGACUUCUCUGAUGGUGAUGCAAAGCUGGAGCAAUUGGCAGCUAAAUUCAAAAGCCCAGAGCAAGCUGAGGAAUUUAAAUUGAAAUUCGAAGAAUGUCAAAGGCUAUUGCUGGAUAUACCACUCCAGACCCCACAUAAACUAAUAGAUUCUGGGAAAACAGCUGAGCUGAUACAAAAAGCAGAAGAAAUGAAAAGUGGUUUGAAAGAUCUCAAAACCUUCCUGACAGACGAUAAAACUAAACUUGCAGAUGAAGAGAGUAAAACCUCUGUGUCUGCUACAAAGGCCUCUGAUUUGGUUAUUAAGCCACACGCUGAAAGCACUGGGCCUACAUUAGAGUGGGACAACUAUGACUUGCGUGGGGAAGCCCUGGAUGAUAGUACAGACAGUUCUGUGUAUGCUUUGCCUCGGGCCAGUAGCCCUGUGAGGAAAAAUCUAUUUAGGUUUGGAGAGUCCACCACAGGGUUUAACUUCAGCUUCAAAUCUGCAUUAAGUCCCUCUAAGUCUCCUUCCAAACAGAACCAAAGUAGGACUUCUGUAGGCACAGAUGAGGAAUCUGACGUUACACAAGAAGAUGAAAGAGAUGGUCAGUAUUUUGAACCAGUAGUACCUUUACCUGACCUCGUAGAAAUAACAAGUGGUGAAGAAAAUGAGCAGGUUGUCUUCAGCCAUCGUGCUAAACUUUAUAGAUAUGAUAAAGAUGCUAAUCAGUGGAAGGAGAGGGGUAUCGGAGACAUAAAGAUCUUGCAAAACUAUGACACUAAACAAGUUCGUGUAGUCAUGCGAAGGGACCAGGUAUUAAAGCUUUGUGCCAAUCACAGAAUAACCUCAGACAUGAACAUCCAGCCAAUGAAAGGCACAGAGCGAGCCUGGGUAUGGACCGCAUGUGACUUUGCUGAAGGGGAACGGAAAGUAGAGCACUUGGCUGUGCGAUUUAAGCUGCAAGAUGUUGCUGACUCAUUUAAGCAGAUCUUUGAGGAAGCAAAACAUGCUCAAGAAAAAGACACCUUAAUCACACCACUCUCUUCGCGGGCCAAUACUCCAAAGGAAUCGCCAUGUGGAAAGAUUGCUGUUGCAGUACUUGAAGAAACCACCAGGGAGAGAACUGAUUUAAAGCAGGAUGAAGAAAUAGUUACACAAACUGCAGAGACUUCACCAACGGCAGGCACUUCUGAGACGCCGACGAAAGCAGUGGUUUCGCCACCCAAAUUUGUCUUUGGCUCAGAAUCUGUCAAAAGUAUUUUUAGCAAUGAAAAAUCAAAGCCUUUCACAUUUGGAAACACGUCAGCAACGGGAUCUCUCUUUGGCUUCAGCUUUAACGCUUCUCCCAAGAGUAAAAGCGAUAGCUCAGUGUGUCAUAGCACAAAACAGCGAGAAGCAGAUGGCACAUAUGAUGCCUGCAAAGGUGCUGAGCAUCAGGAAAGUGAUGCUACUGUUUGGAAACACUCUGAUGGCAAAGGAGAAAGUCAAGUGGCUACCUCCAAGGCAGAAGGACUUCCUAAUUUUUCAUUUAAAACACUAGAAAAAGCAGUUGAGAUUAAGAAGGAGCCAGAUGAUACUGCCACUUCAGACGAUGUUUUGAUUGUAUAUGAGUUAACACCCACGCCUGAGCAAAGAGCUCUUGCAGACUCCCUUAAGUUACCUCCAACAUUCUUCUGCUACCAGAAUGAACCUGGGUAUCUGAGUGAAGAUGAUGAUGAUGAUGAGGACUAUGAAACAGCCGUGAAGAAGCUCAAUGGAAAGUUGUAUCCUGAUAAACCUAAAAAACAUGCACAGCUGAAAGAAACUGAUACAACUGUUGAAGGAGAAAAUGAAGCAGAAUGUGGGAGCGAGUGUUUUCUUGUGUGGGAGAAGAAACCAACUCCUGAAGAAAAGGCUAAAGCAGAAACCCUGAAGCUUCCUCCAACCUUUCUGUGUGGUAUUGGCAGUGACACUGAUGAAGACAAUAACUUAGAAGACUUUCAAACAGAACUUAGAAAAGUCCAAGAAAGGAAUGAAGCUCAAGUAGAAGAAGUAACCAGUUCAACUGAUGAUGUGUGCUCCAUUAAGAAAGAACAGCCUGCUGAAGCAGUCAGUAGAGCUGAAGAACCAGAUUCUACCACUGAACCUAUAUACACUAUACAGACGUUAUUAGCAGCAGAUGACAAACCUGUUGACUUGUCAACAAAAAAAGAAAGUGAUGCCAGUUCUACAAACCAAGAAAGCAAACCUUUCUCAUUUGCCCUUGGCAACAUACCUGGCUUGUCUUUUGCUGAUCUGGCUUCAAAUAAUUCUGGAGAUUUUGCUUUUGGUUCUAAAGCAGACAAAAACUUCAAGUGGGCAAAUACAGGAGCAACUGUGUUUGGCGGACAAGUGGCCACUAAAGGUGACAAUGAAGAUGAUGGAAGUGAUGAAGAAGUUGUACAUAGCGAUGAUAUUCAUUUUGAACCAAUUGUAUCACUACCUGAGGUUGAGGUGAAGUCAGGAGAAGAAGAUGAAGAAAUUCUCUUCAAAGAGAGGGCAAAACUCUACAGAUGGGACAGAGACGUCAAUCAGUGGAAAGAACGUGGUGUGGGAGAAAUAAAGAUCCUCUACCAUACACAGAAUAAAUGGUAUAGAAUCUUAAUGAGAAGGGACCAAGUUUUCAAAGUCUGUGCAAAUCAUAUGAUUACAAAAAUGAUGGAUCUAAAGCCCUUGAAUACUUCAAACAAUGCUAUGGUUUGGACUGCAACAGAUUAUGCCGAUGGUGAAGCUAAGAUAGAACAGCUUGCUGUCAGAUUUAAAAGCCAAGAGCUGGCUGAUUCCUUCAAGAGGAAAUUUGAAGAAUGUCAACAAAGCUUGUCAGAGUUACAGAAGGGUCAUGUUUCUCUGGCGGCAGAAUUGUCAAAGGAAUCUAACCCUAUAGUAUAUCUUGAAGUUUCAGCUGAUGACGAACCUCUAGGUCAUGUAACCAUAGAAUUGUUUUCUAAUAUUGUUCCGCGAACUGCUGAGAACUUCAGGGCGUUAUGCACAGGAGAAAAAGGAUUUGGAUUCCGAAAUUCCAUAUUUCAUAGAAUAAUUCCAGAUUUUAUCUGUCAAGGAGGUGAUAUCACCAGACAAGAUGGUACGGGUGGCCAGUCCAUUUAUGGAGAAGCAUUUGAAGAUGAAAACUUUGAAAUAAAACACACUGGCCCUGGCUUACUGUCGAUGGCAAAUCGUGGCAGAGACACCAAUAAUUCCCAAUUCUUUAUCACUCUCAAAAAAGCAGAGCACUUGGACUUUAAACAUGUUGUUUUUGGGUUUGUAAAGGAUGGGAUGGAUGUCGUGAAAAAAAUAGAAUCUUUUGGCUCACCUAAAGGAGUAGUGUCAAAAAGAAUUUCGAUUACAGACUGUGGUCAGAUAUAAAAUCAUUGCUAUUACCUGUAUGUGGAUUAAAAUAAAUGUUCAGAUUUAGACAAAAUUAUGUUCAGCUUCUUUUAAAAUGAACAUUUCUGAUGUAUAAAUGUAAAGUUACAGCUUAUAGCUGAGUCCUUUUUUAGUGUUUCAAUUGACUGCAUGUUGUGAAAUAAAAGUUCAGACACUGGUAAAUUUUAGGUGUAUUUUUGUUUCAUCCCCAUUUUUGUAUUAAAUGAUUUAAAAUUAAA